GUCCCAUUCUACGUUCACGUUUCACCAUGGAAGAAGUGUACGUCUAUACAGGCUACCCAGCCCAACGCGACCGAGCUUCGACUACUGUCAACUUGAAUAUCCACUCUCAUUCUCAAUGGAGGGAAGCAGAAGAAGACUCUUCCUCUUCCUCGCAUAUUCAACCCGAUUCUACCUCACUGUACUCAUACUCAACCAUCUACUCCUGCCCAUGCACACACUCCUGCUCUUGCUCUUGUUUCGAUGGCUAUUCGGACUCGGAAUUGGAAUCAGAAUUAAGUAGGAACGCGACGACAGAUGACCUUCCUGGACCAGGUCGUACGUUUGGGAAAUACUGUCUCUUUCCGCUGAGGAGGGUGCUUGAUAGGCAGUUUGAGAGGGUUGUUUGCAGGGUGAGGAUCUUGAUGUUGGAGAUGUGUAGGAAGAGGAGGUGUGCGGGAAGGAAGGGAGAAAACGGAAAAAUAAGGGUGUAGUCCUUUCAACCCAAUGCAAAUACUUGCUCCUUAUACACACUUCACACAGCAAGUUCCGAG
Molecule: messenger RNA, 530 nt
Organism: Fomitiporia mediterranea MF3/22
Lineage: Eukaryota; Fungi; Basidiomycota; Agaricomycetes; Hymenochaetales; Hymenochaetaceae
Exons: 2
Coding region: 27-470 (147 amino acids)
Source: RefSeq, a predicted model, not a curated record